Molecule: messenger RNA, 501 nt
Organism: Parnassius mnemosyne (clouded apollo)
Lineage: Eukaryota; Metazoa; Arthropoda; Insecta; Lepidoptera; Papilionidae
Source: the annotation of a GenBank genome assembly
CUGGCAGCCAUAACAGACACAAUAAGUUCAGCAAGCUAUGCCUUACGCACCUUGCGGGAAGAAUUGACAAUAGAUCAACUUUUAAACGUAUACUAUGCGCUUGUUGAAUCCAAGCUAAGAUAUAGCAUCAAAUUCUGGGGCAAUAGCUAUAAAUAUAAUAUGAAAAAAGCAUUUACUGCUCAGAAAAGAGCUAUAAGAGCAAUGGUAUGCGUUCCGCCUUGGGAAUCAUGUAAAGAAUACUUCAAAAAGCUAAAAGUUCUUACAGCACCCAGCGUGUAUGUUUUGAUACUUCUGACUGAUGUUAUAAAAAACAGGCAUUUUUAUGAAAGUGAUGAAGAAAUGAAAGAGAGAGAAAGCACCAGAAGGAUGGACUUGACUUUGCCUAUUAUACCUAAAAUGGAAAUUGUAAAACACUGUCCUCGUAGGUUUCCUUUUCACAAUGUUUUAUUUCCUAUUCCUAACCAUAAGGAAAGUAUUUUAGUAUAUUAUUUAAACGAUUAA